Xyrichtys novacula (pearly razorfish) is the source of this 20062-nucleotide messenger RNA. NCBI's taxonomy places the organism in Eukaryota, Metazoa, Chordata, Actinopteri, Labriformes, Labridae. The record is from the annotation of a GenBank genome assembly.
UGGCGGUGGCGCUCCUUCAUGUUUGUUUUUUCUUAUUGAUCCGCCAAGAAGAAGAAGAAGGAGGGAAAACCCGCCAAACUCUAAAGCUGUCAUAACUGUUCCUGCUUGUCUUCUUUUUAGUGAUGUAAACUCUCUAAAUACUUCAACUGUGGUGAGUUAUUAUCAACUUAAACUAUCGUCUGUAUUGCACUUUUUAAAUUUACAUGACGGUUCACAGUUAUUAGCAGUUUGUUCAGUCGGUGUCUUAACUGCCGGUUGAAUUUGUUGCUUUAAAGCGUUAAAAUAAAGUUGACGCUCAGCCGAAUAACUUCUGAAUGUGUCAUUUUACUUAGAUCUGUAACAAUGGCGACGUGGGGCGACGUUGAGCUUCUGACCAACGAGGACACAAACACAGUCCGUCUCGGCUCUGUGUCGAGGGAUGAGAGUGGGAGCGGCUUGUAUCAGGUGGACACGCUGGUCAAGAUCUCCACGGCCAGUGAGGUAAUGACUGUCCUCAGUAACAUCAGCUCAAACUGAAACUUCUCCCUCUUUUCAGUCAUUAGUUUGGGAUUCUAAUGACAGUACUGCUACCUGACUGGAGAUGGGAACUGCAGAGAGUCUCCUAGGUUCCUGUGGACCUGCCUGACUCCAGCUGUAUUGUUAUGAUUGUCCUCCUCAGACCCUGAGCUCCUUCUUCUCUUGGCAUCCUCUGGACUGUUGCUGCAGACAUGAACAUCAGCCUCACUGACAUUAAUAACGUAAAACUAGAGUUAACUUCUAUUAGGCCUGCUGACUGUAAUCACAUUAAAUUAAUUUGACAUAAUCCAUAACUACUUAUAUCCUGAUCCUGUAAACUGAAUUCAUAUUGUUUCAUCUUUACUUGCUCUUUAACCACAACUUUGUAUGAGCCAUUGUUUUAAAAUUGCUGCUGUCCCCUUUCUCUCUCGCUCAGCCUCGUUCUCUACUCUCUCUCCCUCCCUCUCUCCACUCCUCUCUCUCCCACUAUCCCUCUGUAUUCCUCCCCAACCCAGCAGCAGCUUGGUGGCUGUCUAGCAUGAGUCUGGUCCUGCUCAAGGUUUCUGCCUGUUAAAAGGAAGUUUUUCCUCGCCGCUGUCACUCAUGUUAGAUGAGAUGGGCCGAAUCCCAUUUUAUGGUUGGGUCUUGAUAAUUCAUGAAACAAUGAGCGUGGUCUAGACCUGCUCUUUUUCUAGACUCUGCGUCUUGGGAUGACAACUUUUGUGAAUUGGCGCUAUAUAAAUAAAAUUUGAUUUGAUUUGAACUCUGUUUCUUUCAGGUGCAGACAGAUCCCAGUCUGUUUUCCUCAAGUGGUUCAAACUGGAGUAUUGUUGUCGCUGACAGGACAGUUGUCCUGUUUGAUCAAAGUUAUCAGAGCAUCCUGCUGCUUCUUAACUUUGGUAUGUAUUCCUGUCAGUUGCUCAGUAUGUUACAAUGAUUGAUGACAUUAUCUCUGUUGGCCCAGUCCAAGCAAAUGGGUCUCUCAUGAGGUUGGGUCUCUUGCCAUAUCUUUCAGAAUCGGAUGUGGAUGCUAUUGACGUAUGCAUGGAUGGGCAGUUUUUGAUCGUCUGUGAAAGAAAUGGAAAUCUUAAUUUGAUCUAUGUCCCGCACAAGAGUAUCCUUCUAACCAGGGUAUGAGCGAAUAUCAAUAUUUUUAAGGCAUCUGUUUUGUAAAAAGUUAUGAUUCACUGUUACACUCUACCUGUCUGAUUUCAUCUAUAACAUAUUAAUGAUGCCAUCAACUGUUUUAUAAUCCUUCUUGAUGUGUUUAACUUGUGAAUAUUUACAUGUGGCUCAUUUCUCCAGGCCCUGGUGAAGAAACCACCCAGUGGUGAUGAGAAAACAUACAGAUAUCUCCUCACAGAGAAAGACAAGGGAUCAGAAGGUAAACAGUUUCUGAUUAUUAGAGAAUAACAUUAAAAAAGUGCUAAGAAAAAGUAAUCAAAAGAUUCAACCUGAUGUGUUUGAGCCUGUGCCUUUAAAGUGUUGGUGUGGUGUAUUGAUGACAAAUGUUUAUCUUUUUAUCUACAGAGACAUACAAUAUGUUUCUACUCAUGAGGGAUGGAUUUUUUCACAUUUCUAAUCUUGCUUUGGCAAAGAUCCAGACAGGUACUAAAGAGACUUCUGGGUUUUGAUUAAGUUAUUUUGUUGACCAGGUCCAACUCUGAUCUUUUUUUUUGUUGUUGUUGUCACAGCUGUCGAAAAAAAGGAUGUGGGAUCUUUGCAGGAGGUUCGUUGAAACCUUGUUCGUACAAUACAAAAGCAAAAUGCGUGUACAUGUUUGAUAAAGUGAAUUUUAACCCCUCCUCUCCAAACUCACAGCUUCAGUCUCAAAUCAAGAUAGACUUCUGCUCCACCGGGGAUUACCACGACGAGGGCUGCAGUACAGCUGUGAUGUUCAGCUUGGACCAUGAAAUCCACUUAAUGAUUGGGGUGAGAAAAGUUGUUGAUAACUUUACUAUCUGCUGUCUUUGUACCACGCACAGUUACAGUUACAUGCAAGUUCUCAAAAAUCAAAUUGUCUGACGGAAAAUUAAAGGGAAUCUAUUAAAACAUUAUUCUACUAUUAAGGGUAAGAUUGAAACCUAACUUGAUGCUUUUUAUUCAUUUUAGAUAGAACGUUUUGUAAUAAGACAAUCUAAAUGUAUUGGUUGGAAUUUUCACAUUAUUCUCUUCUCAGGGGGGAGAAGAGAAUGUUCUGACUCACUGGAUGAUGGACUCUCAUCACACCAAGAUGCACCUUGCUCACUCUGUCGACGAUAGCCUGAUUCCAGGUGUGCACUGUAUUGAUGCUGACUUAUUUUUUAUCAUCUCUGUAUUUAACGCUGAAAUUACAAGUGAUGAAUAUAGGAGUCUGUGUUUUGAUUUGUGUGUUUGCUGCAAAGGUGUGCGGAAGAUGGUAGUGGAGGAAAAUCUCUUGUACAUUCUUGACAGUGAGGUGAGUGAGUUCUGUACUAUUUCCUAAUUUUUUUUCAUAUAUAACAGAAUUUGGUUUAGUAUGUAAAAGUACACGAGCAGUGCCUGAGUUUCUCUUUUAAUGUUGAUUAUUUCUCAGGACACCCUGAGUGUUUGGGACCUUCAUUUUCUUGUCAUGAUUCACUGCUGGCCAGACCUUUCCAUCCAUAACUUUGAACUCACCGCAGAGUGCGGCUCGUACGUAUCAGAGUUUUGUCUCACAUCGUAGCUGUGAUUAUAAGAGUUUAAUUUGUCUAAAUAAGGAUGAAUAUUUACACUUAAUUUCUGUGUCACAGGCAAGACAAAGGCAGCAUGAAGAUGAUUACGCUGACAAAGCAAGACAACAGUCAGGUAGAAGAACAACUCUCUCAUGGAACUGAAGGUGAUGUACGGUAAUCUGAAUUCCUCAUCUGAACUUAACUUAAGCUUCGUAAUUUUUCAGAUCAACUCACUGCAAAUACGGUUCCUGCCCUCCAUGACUAUUUGCUACUCCCUGGAUGUGUCUUCAAUCUCCUGUCUGGUCCAUACAAAAAUUAACAUGGUAAAUGAUUAACAUCAGUUACAGUGUGAGCACUAAAUCGACAUGUUUUUGCACAUUUAAGUAAACUAUUUCCUUCUGAUUUCAGGAUGCCAUUUAUUUAGUUGAAGGAAUCUGUGAGAACCCAGAAAAGUAAGACUUGUUUUAUUUUUGGUUUUCUUGUUUAAAAGCUCUUGAGAGUAUGAUGGCGUUUAUAAAUGAAUAAUGUUGUUUUUGCAUUCUGACAGUCACGGACAGCCAGUUUCCUCUGUGGUUAUCAGAUGCUUCACAGAGGCUUUGCCGGAGAACAGGUAACAGUUUUAUUCUUACCAGUGUUCGUGCUUUUUUCAUUACGAAUGACCGUUUGUGAAGUUAUGUUUUCAUUCACUUCACUUCUUUUCGGUUCCUAGACUGAGCAGGCUUCUUCACAAACACAUGUUUGAAGAGGCUGAGAAGUUUGCCAUUGCGUUUGAGCUGGAUUUAGAGGUAAAUAUCCGCUUUAUUGUCAGUCUCACUAGACAAGGGUUAAAAAAUAUUCUGUGAUGUCUGAUUUUGGGAAGGCAGAUAUUGCAUAAGUGUGUUGCAGGUGGUAUAAACAACUGAAACUCAUUAUUCUUUUUGUUCAGCUUGUUUACAAGGUGAAGCUUGACUUUGUGCUGGAGCAGCUGGCCUCUGCGUCAGUGGGUGGAUAUGGACAGGAUGUGUGGUCUGAACUUGUCAAUGAGGCCAAGACCAACUUGAUGAAGAUUACGGUCAGUUAAACAAAGUUUAUAAAAGUAUUUUUGACUAUAAACCCAGAAUAAUUGGGCUUAAACAAUUGUGUUUCCUAGGAUGAACAUUAUGUGGUGGACUACUGCCUCAAAGCGCCAUGGCCUACGUUUGAUACAGCAGAGAAAAUGCUGAAUCACGCCGCUACACGAUACUCCUCCCUUCAGAUCCAAGAAGCUUUAGCGAGGCUGGCAACUUUCUGCAGCCUGCACGGCCCCGAACAUUUCAAGUAAGUCGUCAUAGUCUCCUGUGUUAAUUGUUCAACGCAGAAAAUCAUGAUUCUCAUUUUACCUACUCUGUCAAUCAUAGUGGCAUCGCUUGGAUUGAGUUUCUGAACAGCACCGAUGAUUUAGGGGACAUUCUGACCCACUUAAGAGAAGGAGACAUGAAGGGUGCACAACUCCUGUGGCUCAGAUACGAGGUAGAAAAUCAAUUCAUGCCCUUACAAGAGAAAAGAAACUCCAACUAUGUUCUUUGGGAUGCACUUUAUCCUUGACAACAAUGUGUUUUAUGGUCAUUUUUAAGGUAUUUUUUAUGCUGAGUGCCAUGUUUUGUGACAGGGUCAGAUUGCAGGAGAGUUUGACGGGAAAAAGUUUGAAGCUGUGCUCGGCGCCAUCCCAGAGGACACGCCUUCUCAAGAGCUCUGUCCUUGGUUCAGGACGGUUUUUGUUCCUUUUGUGAGACGAGUGCUUCCAUCAGGACAGGUAGUGAACCUUUUUCUCUGAGAUAAAACACACUGCUGUCUUCUGAUAGAGCUUUAAACAGUCUUUGUCUGUGUGACUUUUAAUAUGCUCUGCAGAAAACCCUGGCACGAUGGCUGGAGCAGAGGGCGAGGAAUCUUGAGUUAACGGAAAAGGUGAAGAAAAUCUAAUAAUCGGUCUACCUGUACAUGCCAACCCCAUACAGAGAAACUAUAGACCUCAAAGCAGGCUGCCUAUGUUCAGUUCUCAUCUUUCUCCAGUUUUCUUCUCCAUUUACUGUCCUUUCUCUUAUUAAAGGCAUAAAAAGCCAAAAAAGAAACUAAAGUAGGAAACGAAAGAGAUGUUUUGUUUGUUUUCACGUUCUUUAUGUUUGACCUUGUACCUAUAAAUUGAAUAAGCUGAAAAUAUCAGUCACAAAAUAGUUAAACUUAUAAAUAAAACAUCUUGUUGAAGGGUGCUUGGCCCCAAAACGGAUUGGACAUGGCUGUGCUUGGUGUGCCGUCUCCGUGGAGCAGCAUAAAAUCUGUAAGUAGACCACAUUUAUGACAGCCUGUACCUCCAUGUGACAUAAAAAAAUAAAUAAUCCCUGGACUGUGUUUCUUUUUGCUUUUAAGGAGGAUAACUUUGAUUGCAAAGAGGUGAACAAUCUCAAAUCUCUGGUGUCCAACCUCCGACUGCUCCUCGACCUCCACCGGAAAUACAACUGCAGGCUCUCACUCUCAGUCUUCGAGAAGGUGCGUCACUUUUACUGAGGCAUUUUAAGUACAGAUAAAUAUCUGAUACUCACAGCAUCAAAAAAAGUGUUUACAUUUAGAUUUUGGAGCUGUAUUACUUGUAGAUGUCAGUGAAGAACUGCAGAGGAUGCAUUAUUACAUGGAAAUUACAGUUAAUGAUCUUCAUUAACUGGUGAUGAAGCCCUGAUGUCCUUUAUAUUGGAAGAUAUUCAAGAUGAAGUUUUUAACCUGUAUGUAUUUUGGAAAUCACAUCUCUGUUGGUGUUUUUCUUCCUUAAAAAAUUGAAGAUGGUUUUAAACUGGGUUUGUUUGUGUUGUGUUUGACAGGGGAGUGUGCGCAGCGUAGCUUUCUUCAUGCUGGACAAAGCACCUGCUCCAGAACUGAUCCCCUCCACAGUGGAGCGCAGCGUCCUGCCGUAUGCUGAAGAGCACGAGAUUCCGAUUGAUGAACUUCUUCUACAGUAUAUCAAGGUGAAACACGAGCACCGCUAAGUCCACUGGGAAAAAAACAUUUAAAUCUUGACAUGCAUGAAGAUAAACUCUCUUUCCUCUUAAUCUGAUCUUUGCUAGGAUCUUUUGGAGCGCUGCAGCUCUCAGACCACGACACUUUUCACAGAAUGGGAAGCCAAGGCAGUGGCGGUGCUGGGCUGUAUGACGGACACAGAUGUAGGUUUCUGUGACACUUGUGUGUUUGUAUGAUCAGCAGUAACAAAAGCCCAGAAGUGAAACCAAUAAAAAGACUGAACUGUUUACAUCAUUGUGUUUUCUACCAGCUGAUGGUAGAUGCUGUUCUGGAGAUCAUGCAGAAAGCUGUUGUGCCCUGGAGUAAUGUGAUUGAAAAGCUGGUUCAGCAGUACCUGGAGAUGGAUGGACCUAAGUAUUAUGAAUUUUUAACUUUAAUAUUUCUUUAUAAACGUGAUGAUAUUAGCAGUUUCUACAUAACCCUCUUCUACCUGAUACAUUAGACAAGAACUUUUGAAGGAAAGCUACCGCCUGAUGGAGAUCAGGAAGCUUCUCAGAGGCUAUGGGAUCCGAAACUUCAACCACUCCAGCACCACUCAAGUUAUGGUGAGUUAAAUUUCAUCAAUCAUGUUACAAAUGAGAGCUGCGGUGCCUCACUUUAAACUCUGUCAUACUGUGUAUCUCCCACAGACACUGAUAAGACACAUUGUGAAGCAGGACCUGCCCAUGUCUUUAGGAGACUCUCUGACCUUAGCCGAAGCGUACAAGCUUCCAACCUCACAAAUACAUUACUUGUAUCUCAUCCAGCUGAUUGGCCUCGGAAAGGUUUGUUCGAUUACGAAAUUUGAAUGUUUUUGUUUGUUUUCAUGGAAACAUGACGUGUUGAAAGGAAACCUUUGGUGCUGCUUUCAGACUGAGGAAUGCAUGAACGUCCUGAGGAAACUGUCCUCUGCAGAAGCAGAGUGUGUGAUCGAGCAUCUCACAUCCUGGGCUCGGCUGCAGCUGGAGGACAAACACCACAUAUCAGAUGAGGUGAGAUGCUGCCUUCUAAGUUGGUUUAGAGGAUUAAAGCUCAGCAUUGUUAAUUUUCAAUUUUAGGGUUACGAUUUGAUUCUUGAUUCUUUUCUUUUUCUUACAGCACAGAGGCCUAUGCCAUCUUUAGACUAGCCUAGUCUACAAUCAUUGGUUUUAUUCAUUACAUUUUGUAAAGUAAAUCUUAUUUCAAAAGUUGGGCUACAUACAAGUGAUGCAAUUUCCAUUAUUCUUGUGUAAUGUAUCACAUUAGGCACUAAUGGUCAAAUUUAAAUAAUUUAUUAAUUAUUAUUUUAAAAAAAUGUAUAGCCCAAUAACAUUUGUAAUAGCCUCAGCAUGAGCUGAGGUCGGUGGAAAUUUUGUUUUUAAUAAGGAUGCAAUGGUAGGCUGGACCAGUGAUGGUGUUUUCUAAGUUGUUAAAUCAACACCUUUAUGAUGCCAGCGAAUGUGUACUGCCAUGUUCAUCGUGUCACCCAUUGUGGGGUAUGCUACACGCACAUAGCAUAGUUGACACACUGUUGUCUUCUUGUAGACAACGCAAACGUUGUUGACAUAACUCACCAGAAACGCAAAAUAUUUCCAUACUUGAGAUUUGUGAGAGGAAGGAGCAGCUUCAAGUUCCGGUGCUGCGUCUCCUUUAUCCGCACUGGCCCUGGUGUCAUAAGUGGCGUCGGCUUGCGUUAGCUACAAUGGGCCACAUGGACAUUACUUAGUGCAACCCUGCUAUAUACAAAAUCAUUCUAAUCAAUUUCCCCUGCCUUGGUGCUGUUGAUCUAAAAACAGCAUCUAGUCAGUAGAGAUUGAUUCUGGCUUCUUGUACUAAUAUAUCUGAACUGUCUUUCGGUCUGUCUGCAACAGCACAAGAAACAGCAGAUGAUCAUAGCUCAGGUGAUGGUGGAGGCUGUGAAGUACCUGCAUAUAACUCAAAAGUGUAAGUACUUUUCUUCUCGUUUCCUUAAAUGUUUGGAGAAAAGGAACUAGACUGUAAAUAACACUAUAAUGAGAGGAAAGAAAGAAAUGAAUGUUCAAGAGUGACAACAGGUUUUAUGUUCUUUACAGGUGAUGCACUUAAAAGCAUGGAGUGUGAAAACAACCUCAGUAUGUUCAAGGCGAUUGCCCACCUACAGGUGAGCUUCACAUGGAGAAGAUGUCGUUUGUUAAUCCAGCUGUUCUUGACACGGAUGAUUUCAAUCCUCCUCUCCUUUGGUCUAUUUUUCCAGGAGGACUUUGAUGUUUUCUUCACUCCCUCUAACUAUGAGGAUCCAAACAUCCAAAAACAGAUUCAGGAGCAUCACAUCACAGCAUACGAAAACACCGUGGGCAGACAGUCAUCUAAAGCAAAGACUACGGCAGCUCCGAUCGUGGCGAAUGAUCCUGACGGCAAAACCAAGAAGAUCUCCACAGAAGCUGGCCUGCGUCGUCUGGGAAGGCAGCUGCAGCAAACCAAACAGGAGCUCUGGUCUCACUUGGCCUUGAGAGCCCUGCGGGUGGGCAAGGUGGACAAGGCCCUAAAGAUCCUAAGGUUAGCCUGUGCUGCUGCAUGAAGAGGCGUGGAAACUGAUGGGGUUUGCUCUCUUAUUACAGAUUGUUUAUGUGAAAGUGUUCUCUUUGUUUUCUCUCCUCUCUAACCCUCAGUGAGCUGUAUGAAGAUCACUACAACACCAGCACUGGGAAGGUUUUGUUCACAGCAGCAAAGACAUUAUGUCAGAUGCUGGAGGCUGAUGAUCCCAUGGUGAUUCCUGAGGACAAGGACCUGCCGGCAGUUAUUCACGAUCUCGCCUGCCAGGCCAUCACUGUCUGCCACUCAGGUAGGGAACACGUGUAUAUUUUAGUAAAAGUUAGCAACGUUUUAUCUGCGUUGGAUCCCUGUGACCCGGGGAUUUCACUGCAUGCAGAUCCGCUCUGGACCGGCAGGCGGAUCAAAUACGCAAGCAUACAGCACCCACUGGAUCCGAUCAGCUGCAGCAAGCGUAGGAGAAGCGCUUGCAGUAUAACUGAUAUUUCUCGUGAGACUGGAUGAGAUCUCGCGUGUUUCAUGAUGAGACAUUGAAUGAGAUCAGCAUUUUAUAUAAACACCCAGAUCCCACAGCCCUGGCCCCUCCCAUUACCUUGUGAAGAACAGUUCUUCUUUAUUCUAACUUUAUUUUAUUUUGAAAAUCAACCAGAUAUUUUACUCUGUAGCCGCAUACAACUUCCGCUGCUGCUCGUGCUGUGCUGCAGCGUCAGGAAAAAAUAGAAGCCCUGCAAAUUUGAUCUGAAUCCUGGUCUUUAAGAGUUAAAGGGCACUGAUGCUCUGACGUUGACAUCCUACAUAUGUUUCUUCAUAUGAAAAGUCUUGAGUUCGAGUGGCUGCUGUCUGUCGGUAAAGUCAAUAUUUCUACACAUCAUCACAGAUCUGCUGCUGGACUGUCUGGAGCUCUGCAAAUGCACACGGAUAGCGAUGGAUGUGUAUCAUCAGUGUCAGUUAUCAGACAACUACGGCUUUAUAGCCAAGGUCAGUAAUAUUAUCUCUGGGAAUCUAUAAGGUGAAAUGAAUUUCUGCUUGUCUUUUAAAACUUGUGAAAUAAUCCAAAUGAACCAAGUUUUCUUGAUGCUGUUAUGUCUUAGGAUUUGGCCGUGGAGGCAGAAAAAGAUCCGUACUCUCAGUGGAGUUUUCAGGAUCUCUUUAAUGAAGACUGCAUAGUUCUGGACCCAGUGUCUGUGCUGCCUGUCCAGUACGAAAUCACUAACUGCCUGCUGCCCAUCUCUCAUGGUAGGAAACACAAAUUCAUUCUGGUGUCUCAUUUGUGAUUUUAUCUCCUUAGCAGGUCUGUAAGUAAACACUUGUCUGUGUCUCAUAUUGCAGAUACCAAACUGUACCCUCUGGACUGUUCCUGUCUCUCUCACUGCUCGUUUGAAGACGGUUCGUGUCGUAUACGUGAAAGGCUUUUUAAAAAAUGUGGAGGUUGUUUUUGGAAAAAUUGACCCUCUGUCUGCUCCGCCCACAUUCAGGCUCAAACUAUCUUCGGCCCCUCCUGGAUCCCCUGGCCAACAUGUUGCAGAUGUUGCAGGAGUGCAGUCAGCUGGAGCUGGCCUUCAGAGUGCUGGUCAACUCGUACGGCAGCUGCCUGCAACACGUCACCUCUAAUGUUAUGGACAUGGCGCUCAGUGUGCAGGUACAGAGGGCUCUCAGCGACACUGCCAUCAUUUACAGUUUAGGUUUAGAUGUUUAAAAGUGAAGAUGUGGUGUCAAAACUUCACCUCUAACUCUUCUUCCAGCUUUACGAUAACCAAGAGCUUAAGAAGUACAAUUUAUGUUUGAACAAUCUUCGAAAGACAACCACUUCAUCCCUGCAUGCUGUCGCCGUGGCUCUCUUAAACAAGGUGAGUGUGCUGUUGAUUCUGACGUGAAUAAUGAGAAUCUGUACUUAUGGAUCUUUCUAAAUAACAAUGUCUUUUUACUCUGCGCUGCAGGUGUUUAACUGGAGGGUGGUGGAUUGUGAUUUGGCGAUUGGACUCUGUACGCUCCUCUCCAAAGCAGAAGUUUUUAAGAUACUGUGGAAGGUUAUUGACAACACCUGGCAAAACUACGACAAAAUCUUGGUAGGCAUUGGGAUCAUUAUCAUCUUGUUUCAUAUUCAUGUCAAAUAUUCUUCAUUUAUUUUAUUAUUGAACUAGUUUUUAAUGGUUUUAACUGCAACGUAACAACUCCAAAACUAGCUAUGAAAACAAAUCAAAUUUAGGGCUGCACAAUACUGUUAAAACAAAAAAAUAGGAUUAUGAUUGGUUUUCUCUUUGCAAAAACAAUGCAAAAAACAAACAAACAAUGCAGAAAAAUCGACCACGUAAAUAUGAGGUUUUAAUGCACAUAUUAAAAAUGACCAAGAGUAUUUCUACUAAAGAGGAUCAGGGCCACAAGAAGAGAAAAAAAUAAUUAUAGGAGGGAGAUUUUUUUUAAUUUUCAUUUCGAGAUUAAAGUCGAAAUAUCGACUUGAUUCAUGUCUACUUUAAUCUUGAAAUUUUUAUUUUUUUAAUCUCGAAAUUUUGACAUUCAUGACAUUCGACAUUUUGUAAUCUGAAACUUUCAAUUUUUUAAUUUUUAAUUUUUCAAGUAUUUUUGGGGCGUUUUUUUUUUUUUUUUUUUUUUUACCUUUUGUUGAUAGGAUAGAUUGGAAAUAUUGGGAGAUAAAGAGAGACGGGGGAGAACAUGCAGCACAUGGUUGGGGCUGGACUCGAACCCACGAAUGUGUGGUCCCCAUACGUGGGGCACACUAGCCCACUCAGCUAUCUGUGUGCCUCUAAUUUCAAUUUUUAAUGUUAAAACUUUGACUUUAUCGACAUAAUUUCGAUUUUUGAAUCUUAAAAUUUCAACUUUAAUCUCCUUCCUGUAAUUAUUUUUUUCCUCUUCCUGAGGCCCUGAUCCUCUUUCGUAGUAUUUCAGUUCAUGCUACAUUCAGCAGAAUUCCUCAGUGACUUUUCUUCUUUGUUUCAGGCCGUGGCCAGGAUAGGAGCCAAGCUCUGCUGCCUGUACAAUGAGGCAGAGGAAGAGGAGAAAUUCCUCUCUGUCAUCACUGAUGCUGAGUGGGGCAUAAAACUCAGCAAACUGGAGGUAUGUGGAUGGAAAUCUCAGAGUAUUAAUGCUCCCAUCUGUCUUACAGUUUUCUAAAGAGUCUACCCCAUAAAAGAUUAAACUCAUGCUUAAAAUACACAACAGUUUUUGUUAAAUUAAAUUCUAGAGACCAAAUUCACAUUUUUUUGUUCUUUUAAAUUACUUUGGAGCAAAUAUAUUGAGACCGUAAGUGAACUCAGAUGAAGAGGGUGAGUUAAAAACACAUUGAAGAGUUUGUUGUGGAUGUUAUCUGUAACUUCAGGAUAGUAGUAUUAGGAAAAUUUUCUGUGAUGUUUCCAGAUUCUGAUUCUUCGAACCACUUUCUCAGACUCUCAGACUGUAUAAGAGGAAGAAACUUCCUCUGACAGAUGAUCCUUUACACCAUGUCUGCUCUGCUCUAGAUAUCCAUCCAGCCAGUUUUCCGUCAGCAGCCUGAGAUGAAGAGAAGCCUGAUCCCAGAUAUGGUGAAAAACAGGAAGAUUACGCCGGACAUCAUCCUGCAGUACUGCAGGUUCGAUACUGGCCUAACACUAUAACCAAAAUCUUUGACUGACUCUUUAGUGUGAACUGUAAACAAAUCCUUCCUGAAAUGUUGAUUCCAUCCGCAGCACUUUUGGUCUGGACCGUGAUGAUGUGAUCAACGAGUACAUCACCACCUUACUACUGCUCCAAGAGGAUGAGGAGGGCGGUGGUGACUUGGGUACAAUCCAGGAGGAGGUACAGCCUCUGUGUCAUGCAGAUGCACUUGAGCAGGUCCUGCAGAUCAUCCCCAUGUUGCACAGCACCAGUGAGCUUACAGAUAAUCUCUGUGCAGCUGUAUUCAAGGUUUGUGCCUGAGAAACAAAAUAUGAUGCAAAAAUCUUCCUCAGUAACAUAAUUUCUGACAAGAUAAUAUCAGUUUGGCCCAAAGGCUGAUGAAAGAGAGUUAAAAUAACUAACUGUGGUUUCCAUCAAACAGCUCAGCCCUUACAACUAUGAGAGAAUCGAAGUGGUGCUGAAGAUCAUACAGGCUGCAGAUGAGAAUGUGACAAGCUUCUCUGUUAGUCAGGUAAUCAAAGGAAAAUGGUGAAACUAACGACUCUUUGACUUGUUCGUAUACAAAGCGAUAAAUCACCCCACUUAUUUCUUAUCAUCAGGCGAUGGGUCUUCUUCAGCACCUGAGGUCCUACAAACGAGUUUCACCUCCGACCAACGUGGAGAACACGUAUCUUCUGGAAAACAGUCAGCUGCCAAACCCCCUGUCCUCCAGCAGGCUGCCCUUCCACCUGCUGAUGGAGAGCAAACACUACUGGAAGAUCAUCUGUAAGAGAGCCAAUUUGAUUUUUCACACGUUGACUGACAAACUCUAACUCUCUUAGGUUUGUGUGAGUCUCAACACGUUAAACUCUGUCUGCAGUCGUAGGAUGUUUGUUUUUGAACCUCAAGUGUUACUGUGGAUAGUUUAAGUUAGUAAAGGACAUUUUUAACGCUUAAGAAACUAAAACAAUUUUUUUUUUUCCGAGCAGCUCCUGAACUUAGUGAGGAGACCUUCCCUACAAUUCUUCUGAUUAGCAAACUAAUGAAGGUAAAACACAGAAAUCGAACCCUUUACUCAUCGACAUACUGUUUAAAAGAAGGUUAUUCAGAUGCUCCUCUCUUUCCAGGUGAGCCUGGACAGACUUUACAUGUCAGCUGCCAACCACGUGUUUGAGAAAAAGAUGAAGCCUUUGAUUUUAGAGCAGAGGAAAAAGGGUCAGACUCACGGCUACAAUAAGGAGACUUUCAAGGUGGCCAAGACCAUGAUUGAGUACAUCCUUUGCAUCCAGAGCCCAGAGUGGGCUGCUGUCACCGCUCACAAGAUCACCCAGGAGCUGCCAGCAGGUCGGACCCACUGAUGUGACACACUGCCUCUGAACUGCAGCUCUGUGUGUAUCGUUCUCUGAGUGUUUCCUUUUUUAUUUCAGGCCAAGAAAAGACUCAUUCGCUGAAGUUCUGUUUGGCUCUAGGAGAUGCCUGGCUCAAAGAUCCAAACCUCGAUGUUAGUAUUUGGGAUUUUAACCUGCAGAAAUAAAACAAACUCUUAAAUCUGGACCUGGCUAACUUUUCUUAAACCCUUUGGUUGUAAUCCUGAUCAGGAAGCAGCGAGAGCCAAAGGAGAGACAUUCCUGUCGAAGCUGAAGCUGCAGUUCCAGCGCUCGGCCACUGAGAACACUCUGAUAAGCAGCCAACUAAACAGCCCGGAGCUUCUGAAGCUGACCGGGCUGCCGGCCCGACUCAUCGUGGCCCUGUAUGAGCACAGCAGUGUGGAGCAGCGGUACAGAGAUGCAGGGGGUCAAACUUAUCCUGGUGAGCACACCGUGUCAUAGCAGUCUAGUCAGGCUGGGCGAUAUGGCCUCAAAUAAGUAUCACAAUAUAUUGAUAGUUCACCUCGAUAACGAUAAAUGGACAAUAACUACUCCACAAGCUGCUCACCCCCUACCAAGUUAACUUCGUCUACUUCAGCCGCCGCUACAACUUUUGAACCGUCCUCCAUCUCCUCACCUGUCUUUCCCUCUUUGUUAUGGACUGGAUGUGGUGGAGUCAGGUCUCUGAUGUAGGACAGUGUCUCUAAGGGACAUGAGACCAUAGCCUACCUAAUAUCUACCGAAUGUCAGAUUUUUUAACGCAUUGUACCACAUAAAAUCGGUCAGUAAGCAAAACAAGUAAUCAUACAUAAAUUGUGCUGGAUUAUAAGGCGCACUGAUUUAUAGUGCGUCUUACAGUCCAAAACAUAAGGGUUUUUUUUUGUUUGUUUUUUUAAAACCAAAUAUACUGAUAUUGGCAAAACGACGUUGGUUAUUGUUGUAAAUUUCGGUAUCUGUAAAUUUUCGGUUUAUCGCCGAGCCCUACUUUAAAUCCAUCUUCCCGUCAGACUGAAAUGCUUUUGCCGUCAUCCUUUUACAGUGUAUGUUAAAACUGUAUUUAACUGAGUCAGUCGUCCUCUCUGCAGAUAUUCAUGCAGUGGUGAAGGAAAUAGCCUCCAUCAACAGCGUGGAUCUCCUGAAAAUGCGACACAUGAUUUUAGAGAAAUGGAUCUGUAAAACCGGACCUGCUGUGACAAAGGUGGGUCAAUCAGAACCAAAAUAUUAUAAAUGUUCUAUGUAUAUUUGUCAUCGAUCAGCUGUUCAUCUGGACCCCAGGAAGAAUAGUUGGUACUGCAGUAGUAACUUAUGAUCAUUUUUCGUUCAUCAGGAUAUUUCUACAUAUGAGUGUGUCAGCAACAUUGAGGAGGACCCGGACUUAAUGAGGUUGAGACGUCACUGUUUUCAUUUCAGCAUUUUUGCAGUAAUUGAAUAAUGAAGAGAUGUUGAUUAUGUGUUUUUCACUUCAGUAACUCCUGUUGAUGAAAUUUAAAUAUACAUUUUUUUCACAAAGGUAGAGUACUGUUUAGCAGCACGUAUGUUUUGAAAAAGCUCUAAUGUGACCUUGGUGCUCUCAGGGUGGUGUACAUGCUGCAGUCCUGCACCGUGGAUGAUGCUGUCCGGCUUCUAAGCCCUAUCUUAUCUGCAGAAACCUGGGUGAGUAACAAGUCCAGUGACUCGGUAUAUUCAAAGUCUUUCAUCAGUUUAAGAUUAGACUAUUGUAAUGCAUCUCCCAAUCAUCUCUUAGUCGCCUUUAACUUGUGCAAAAUGCUGCUGCCCGUCUCUUAACCAACACUAACAGACGUGAGCACAUCACUCCUGUCCUCAGCUCCCUUCAUUGGCUUUCCGUCUCUUACAGGAUUGAUUUUAAACUGUUAAUGUUUGUUUUUAAAGCUCUUAACGGCCUUGCCCCCAUCUAUUUAAGUGAGCUUUCGACCGUUUGGGAGCCUGGUAGAGCUCUGAGGUCGUUAAACCAACUUCUGCUGGGUUGUUGUAAAGGGUUGUAUAAUAAAGAACAUUUACAUUUACAUCUCUCUGUAGCCCCUCAGCUCAGGGCCUCGUCUGACCUUCUGCCAUCGAACUCGAGCCCUGCUUUGUCUCGUCCGUCUCGCGGAUGCAGCCACUCUGGAAGCGAAGCUGCAGAUCCCCAGGACCAAAAUUCAGUGAGUGGAUGUGUUUUCGGUUUAGUAGCGAAUCAAAAAGUACAUUUAAAGAGUUGUGUGGGGUGUAUUAAUUCUUUAAAUUCAUAUUCUUUUGCAGAUAUUACCUGAAGUGCUACAUCUUUUUAUCCCAGCUGGAGGCUUUGAACAUCCCUUACUCUGUGCAGUCUUUCCUCAACAGUCCUAAAGAGGGCUUGGUUAAAGGACUGUGGAAGAACCACAGCCAUGAGCCGCAGGUAUGUUCUUUCUUAAUCUGAGCUUCACUAUCCCAUAAAUAUUACAAUCAUGCAGGAAGAGUGGAGCACCUGCUUUCUUUUCAGGCUGUGCGACUGGUGGCAGAUCUGUGUUUGGAGUAUCAGGUGUACGACGCUCAGCUGUGGAACAGUCUGCUGCAGAAGCUGCUGGGAUUCAACUUGGUGAGGGGCGAAAAACUUUCAGCUAGGAGAAUAAUUUUAUUUAAAUUAAAGAAAAUAUGUGAGAUAAACAUUUUAUAACCAUACGUGACUUCCUUUUCUCAGAUCAGCCACCUUCAGAGGGUGCUAGAGGCUAUAGUGGCAGUUCCAGCUUUGUGGGAGGUAACGUCAGUCAUGUUCAUGUUUUUUCCUCCUCAUUCAUUCUCUCCUGUAUGAACUGCAGACAGUUAAUGUACACCACUCUUUCAAGAGUAGAAUGUAAAUCUUCAGAGCAGAGGGAUUUGUUUUACGAGUAAAUUUGAGGCCAAAAUCAAAGUAGGUAUUUCAUUUUGCAUAUUAUUGUAUUUAUUUAUAACCAUCCAGUCAGAGCAGGUGUGGAGCUACAAGUAAAAUGUCUCUAACUGUUAAAUUCAAUUUAAAAUACUUCAGAGUUGCAGAGUUACUUUUGUGAUGUCUUUAUCUUUUCUUCAGAUUUCGAGCUUCUCUCGGACGUGGAGGAGUACGAUCUUAGCACCUUUUGUCUCAGGUGAUGGAUGAAUGUGUUUGGAGGCUGAGUGAUCUUGUUAUUAUUAUUAUUAUGAGAAAUGUGAUGUUCGGAAGUCAUCUGUUUUUCAGCUUUUAUUAGGGCUGGGUGAUAUGGCCUCAAGUCAAUAUCACGAUAUAUUGAGCCAUUCACCUUGAUCAUGAUAAAUGGAUACUUGAUAACGAUACUCCACAAGCUGCUCACCCUCUUCCACAUUAACUUGGUCUACUUUAGCUGCUACAACUUCUGAACCGUCCUCCAUCUCCUCACCUGUCUUUCCCUCUUUGUUACGGACUGAUGUAGGACAGCGUCUUAAAGGGACAUGAGACCAUAGCCUCCCCACACACACCCAAAACCAACCUUUAUUUUUUUGACACCGAAUAUACAGAUAUGGACAAAAUAACCUCGGUUAUUGUCGUAAAUUUCGUUAUCUGUAAAUUUCCGGUUUAUUGCCCAGCCCUAUAUUUUAUUCAUAUGCAUUGAUGCAAAGAAGGGACAUAUGACAGAAAUUUUGUAGGUUUUAAUCUUUAAUCAUCUCUCUGAUUUGUGACAUGUUUUGCAGAGCCUCUGAUACGCUCCUGAAUCUUUUUUUCUGUCUGUUUUCUCAUCAACAGCCUCCGUUCCUCUGAGUCCUGAUCAACAGACGACACUGUACAGAACCUUUGUCCUCCUUCUCAAGUGAGCUUUCAGUCUGUUAUUCCACUUCAGUCUAUUCCAAACAUCCAGGUUUGAUUUACUGAUUCAUGCUGUGCCGUCAUCUCUCCUCUAAAGGUGCCCUUUCCUGCUGAAUCUGGACCUGAUUGGAAUUGCAAAUCGCUUCGCACAGUUCAAUCUGCCGGCCUUUGCUCUGGGAACUCUGCUUCUCAUCCCCUGUGCCAGUAAAAAGGCUCAGCAGAUCAAGGUGAGUCGUGAGAGGAAAGUUGGACUCUGAUCACAGAAGCAUGAUGACAGUAUUGUGACUGUCUCUCUCUCUCUUUGUUGUUUUACAGGGUUUUCUAUCAACAUGUAACCCCGUCACUGUCCUUGAGCAGGUGGAGGAUCUUAUGAGCACAGGAGAACUGGCAGGAAUCCCCUCACAGGUCAGAUACAAUUCAGCUUAAAUUACACUUUAGUCUUUAUCCUCAGUCAAUGUUUGAGUUUCACACUGAAACUGAAACUCGAACAUGAAAGAAGAAAUCUUUUUUUCAGAAUAGUGUUUUUAAUAAGAUUUAUUUGCAAUCAAGCAAGUAAAAAAGAAAACAUGUAGUACACUUAUGAUGCUGCCUCAGAUCCUGUGAUUGAAUACGUCACUUUUCUGAUAGUUUAUGUGCUACUGUGGUAAUGGUUAACCUGACAAACAGGAAGAAAUAUUUCUGAAGGUGUGAAGAUUCUCACAGCGAUUCUGCAGUUUAAAAAUGUGUGGGACUUUUUUUAAUAUCGCUGCUUUUAUCGACACAAAAGUUAUUAGAGAGGAUUCCAGCCACAUGAAAACAUGCAACUGUCACUAUUUAUUUUUCAUCAUUUAAUGUUUGAUUAAACAAAAAAAAAGAAAUGCCAUUGUUGAAAUGUUUCCUCAGAUCAGGGAAACUGUGAUAACUUUUAUCAGCCAAAGUGGACAGCACCACAAACUGUUGAAGACCAAACACUUGGAGCAUCUGAAGCAGCUCGUUGUGUCGAAGGGCAAACCCAACCAAGUGAAGGACAUGGUGGACUUCCUGAUCAGCCAGAACUGGUAAGUUCUCUGAGUCGAGUGGGUCUGUCAGCACAACAACACUGUCUGUAAACAUUAAAACAAUGAAAGCUGUUCAGAGUUAGCUGCUUAGUUUAUUAAAGUUUUAAACUAAAUCAAAGCAAACACUAGGGCUUAGGUUCUCAGUGUUCUUCAUCUUUCUUUUAAAGCUGACAUUGUUUAGCUCUUUGAAGGGAUAUUCAGGUGUAAAAUUAAUUUAGGGUCAAACACAUCAUAACACUGAGUCAGACACCUCCUCCAGAGAUGAAUGUUGCCGACCGCUUGCUUCUCUAGUUAUACCAACUUUAGUAACGACCGCACGAUAGCAAAACACAGCUGUCUGAGGAGCCAUAAACAAACCUCAACCAAAACACUACUCUAUAGCCACAAAUAAUGCUCAGAACAGCAUGUGGUCGUUACUAAAGUUGGUAUAACUAGAGAAGCAAGCGGUCGGCAACAUUCAUCUCUGGAGGAGGUGUCUGACUCAGUGUUACGGUGUGUUUGACCCUAAAUUAAUUUUAUGCCGGAAUAUCCCUUUAAAUCUGGAUCUCUCAGUUUAAAAUCUUUUAAACUCUUCUUCAGCCAGGAUGAUGCGGACUCACUCGCCCGUGAGUUCAUGAAACAACGGGGAAAGCUGCAGACAAAUGGCUCUCCAUCGCUGAGCUGCUUGAAGGUAAUGAGAGCGAAGGUCAAAGGUCAUUCAUCCGGUGAAUUCUAAAACACAGUUGAGCUUAAACAGAUACUGAAAUGAGGGAUGCAUGAUUAGAGUCCAUGUAGAUUCUCAUUCAUAAGAAGAAAAUCACAAACAUGUCUAUUAUUUAUCUAUUUUAUACUAUCUCAUUCAUGAUUAGAGGGUUAGUUUUGCAAAUUUAACCUUAUUUCUUAGCUGAUGUAGCUGUACAUGACCAGGCGGUGCUUUCUGACCGACAAAGUGUAAUCAUUUUGUCUUUGAACAGUAAGCUGGACCACAAAGGGUUAAAAGCUUGAAAAAUUACUAGACGGAAACUUUUAGUCUUGUUUGGUUUUCUCUAGUAGGUCAAAAAAAACUUAUUUGAUUUGAUCAUAAGAAAGUGUUUUUAAUACAGCUGGGGUGAUAAUAUGAUGAGUUAGCUGUGGGUUUAAUGGUUUUGAAAUAUUACCUACAUUUUCUGCAUUCAUGAAGUUUUUUACACUGACCAAAGUCCAAAAAGAGUCAUGAUUCCACUCUCUUUUUUCUCCAGGAGUUUCUCAACAUGGAAAAUGGAGUUUCAGGAUGAACUGACACUUCCUCUCCUUCUUCUUCUUCCUCUGUUGCUCCGUUUAUGAAUAAGCGAGUGUUUCGGGCUCAGAUGCAACAUUUUCACUUCACCAUUUAUCUUUCUGCUCCUCUUAUCAUAUGUGGUUGAAUGUUUUCAUCACUGGUUUUGUAAGAAGAAAAACACAAACAUGUCUAUUAUUUAUCUAUUUUAUACUAUCACACUCUGGUUUGUAUAUUUUACCUGCCGACUCAGACACAGUAGGAGAGCAGUUACUUCACAUGUCAGUCAUGUACAGUUACUCUGGUGUCAGCAGUCAGUUCAGAAGAAGUGUCUUCAUGUUAACUGUUCGUCUAAUUCUUCGUAUUCCCGUCAAUAAAUCGAUGCUUGUAAA